This is a messenger RNA of Sycon ciliatum, 2002 nucleotides long. RefSeq lists its product as uncharacterized. The transcript has 4 exons. The record is from RefSeq and is a predicted model, not a curated record. NCBI's taxonomy places the organism in Eukaryota, Metazoa, Porifera, Calcarea, Leucosolenida, Sycettidae. The coding region runs from base 112 to 1869 and encodes 585 amino acids.
AAUGCUGUCGACUUUCUAACAGGAGGUCAGUUCCAGUAACACUGGCCAUACUGACCUUUGGGAAACUUGUGUCUUGUUCAGUGCCUUGUCUUUCUUUACUGGUUUAUCAGGAUGGCUGGUUUUCGCGCUGCUUUCCUCGUGUUGAUCAUGUGCAUCGGUUCGCGUCCCACCGCCACCGCCGCCAGCAACAAUGAGCCGAGCCAAAGCGCCGCAGCCGGUUCGUAUCGUAUCGUGGAUUCUGAGGAAGACUGCAAGGAUGGUGUGAUCGAGUACCUGCCCCUGGGUGAUGGCGAGCGAAUGAUCGUGUGCGGGAAGAACGGUCUCGGCCAGUCGAACCAUGCGGUCGAGUAUGUAAGUAAAGAGGACGGUGCUGCCACUGCAACCACACCCCAGUACGGCGUUGGCAAUCACAUCAUCCGUGAGCAUGAGGCGACGAUGCCACCAACCCCAGGCCCAACGACGACCGUGCCCACCACACAGAUAAUGACGACAACCUUUAGAGAACCAACGUUUAUCCCACCAACAACCCGCGCAGUUAACGAUCCUAAUGGUCAACCGGGCGUUCCUGUAAAGGCACCAGCCAAAACUCCUCCUAUUCCAACCACUGCUACUGGCACUGCAGGUUCGUAUCGUAUCGUGGAUUCUGAGGAAGACUGCAAGGAUGGUGUGAUCGAGUACCUGCCCCUGGGUGAUGGCGAGCGAAUGAUCGUGUGCGGGAAGAACGGUCUCGGCCAGUCGAACCAUGCGGUCGAGUAUGUAAGUAAAGAGGACGGUGCUGCCACUGCAACCACACCCCAGUACGGCGUUGGCAAUCACAUCAUCCGUGAGCAUGAGGCGACGAUGCCACCAACCCCAGGCCCAACGACGACCGUGCCCACCACACAGAUAAUGACGACAACCUUUAGAGAACCAACGUUUAUCCCACCAACAACCCGCGCAGUUAACGAUCCUAAUGGUCAACCGGGCGUUCCUGUAAAGGCACCAGCCAAAACUCCUCCUAUUCCAACCACUGCUACUGGCACUGCAGCCACCAUCACACCGUCCAUACCACCCUACCAAACAGCGCAGUUUAAACAAAAGGGGGCUCCUACAAAAGUAAUCCAUGUGGUCGCAACAGGGUGUGCAAAGACUUGUGGAUGGGAGGUUCUUUUCAGACUUAUAGUCAUCAACGGCUGCUUUUGCCAGGAUACAAGAGAGAUGACCGAGUUCUAUAGACACUCGCUUUUGCGCGACCUCCUGAUUGUCUCGAGCAAAGAUCCGAAAGUCGCCAAGACAGCAGCCUGCUACACGCGCAAGCAUUACUGUAUGGCGGUAUAUGCAUUUCUAGGUUCUCACUGCGCAGCGUCACUGCUUCCUAGGGUAUUUGCCGGGGGAGUUAAAUAUGGCCGCAAGCGACGCAGCACGCCGCAGGGAUACUCACCAGAGCAGAUGCAUGGGGUACUGCAUGACUCUGGACUCCCAUCACACGUACUGGACAACACCACGCUUAUACAGGAGGUCAGCAAGGCGGCAGCCCACUUGCAUUCUCAUGUUUUCGACGGCGAGCCCCUCAAAUUCCCGUUGGAUAUCUUCGACCAGAUCCUUAACAGCAACCACUCAAAUCCUGAAGCCAGCACGGGACACUGCCAAGUAGGGCGAGUGCGCCGCACGCUCACGGCUGUUCCUCGAGCUGCUGGCCAUAGAAGCUUCAAGAUGUCGUGGCGAAUUGGAGGUGCCAAAUUCACCGACAAGGAGCAGAAACAACUCUGGAAAUACAUCCAGACCAUUUGCUGCAAAGUUAAGCCGUAUUGCUCCGCGCUUUGGCUGCGGCAGAAGUGGUGUAAUGUAGAACUAGAAAUUCUCAGAAUAAUCCGUUGGAUAAAGGUCUAGCUGAAUAUACUGUCAACAACUACUCUUCUGAACAAACGGCGAGGAGACAACAAUUUGAUAACCGCAAUCAGUAAUACAAGCUGGAUCGACAUUUGUGUACACUGUAUUCAUGUAUUGUAAAACUGUGGAGACA